This is a messenger RNA of Brassica napus (rape), 1148 nucleotides long. RefSeq names its product cytochrome c-type biogenesis protein CcmE homolog, mitochondrial. The record is from RefSeq and is a predicted model, not a curated record. NCBI's taxonomy places the organism in Eukaryota, Viridiplantae, Streptophyta, Magnoliopsida, Brassicales, Brassicaceae. Bases 101 to 859 code for a protein of 252 amino acids. Gene Ontology annotation, molecular function: heme binding. The transcript has a single exon. Gene Ontology annotation, cellular component: plasma membrane. Gene Ontology annotation, biological process: cytochrome complex assembly; protein-heme linkage.
AAACCACGCAGAGGUUUCGUGACGUGGACCAUAGUCAGUGGCGGCCACUUUCUCCAUAAACCUCACGAACUUUCUCGGAAUCUGAUUCCCCCACGAGAACAUGGCGGCCAGAUUCAUGCUCCGUCGGAGUUCUCAGAUCCUCCGAUCUGCUCAAAGACAUCCUCAAAUCUUCGAAUCUCCGCCGACGAUCCUCCACUCGUUGACCACCGCCUCACCAGAUCUCUCGCGACUCUCUUCCCACACCCUCCUCCGAUCUCUCUCCACCCUCCGCCGCGGCCCAGCCCGCCCCAAGAAGAUCGACAUAGGAGCGAAAGCGCGCCAGAUGCAGAACCGCCGCCUAUGGACCUACGCGCUAACGUUCAGCUGCAUCGCGGGCUUCGUGGUGAUCGUCCUCAACCAGUUCCAAGACCAGCUCGUCUUCUACCUAACCCCCUCCGACGCCAUGGAGAAAUUCGCGGCGAAUCCGACGAAGAACAAGUUCAGGCUCGGGGGCCUGGUCCUCGAAGGCAGCGUGGCUCAGCCCGCGGCGUCUCAGGAGAUGGAGUUCGUGAUCACCGAUCUGAUUACGGAUAUUCUGGUGAGGUACAAAGGCUCCUUGCCUGAUCUGUUCAGGGAAGGCCACUCUGUUGUGGUUGAAGGUUUUAUCAAGCCGUUUAGUGAUGAGGUGAGGAAGGAGGUGUCGACGAAGCCUGUCUCCGGGAAGGCGAGGGGGCUUGAUUGUUUCUUCUCGGCGACGGAGGUUUUGGCUAAGCAUGAUGAGAAGUAUAUGCCUCAGGAGGUUGCGGCGGCGAUUGAGAAGAAUAAGAAGAUUAUUGAAGCUAACCACGCGAGUGAAGAGGCUGCUAAAGUUGCUUCUUAGAUGUUGAAACCUCAAAUUGUUUUCAGGUUAUUGAAAGGUGUUCCAAGUUCGAGUAUUUUUUGGGUGGUUAUUGUUCGUUUUAAGAUAUAUAAUUUUGAUUAUAGUUCGUGGAAAAUCAGGGAUGUUUAUAUUCCUGGAAAAACAGUGAUUUGAGUUUAAGUCUUUUGAAGAGUUAGGAGGAGAAAGGAGAUUACACUAAACUAGAGCUUUGUUUGAUUCCACAAGGCUUGAGCUAAUCUGUUUUCUUGUUAUAUUUGAUCAAAUAAAGAUUAAACUCUUUUGUGUGUGA